Molecule: messenger RNA, 1143 nt
Organism: Drosophila obscura
Lineage: Eukaryota; Metazoa; Arthropoda; Insecta; Diptera; Drosophilidae
Exons: 2
Coding region: 1-1143 (380 amino acids)
Source: RefSeq, a predicted model, not a curated record
AUGCUGCAGCUUUCAGUGGAUCGGGGCUUAGCACUGCUGCUGCUGAUGAUGUUGCUGGGUCUUUUCGCCAGUCUAGAUGCAGCACCAUCUCCGUCGACUAGAGAAAGUAAGAAGAGCAGGCGUCAGGAGCUAGUUCGUGUCUACAGCAUCAACCAGAAGCAGUACGACAGGGUUCUCCAGCUGACGCAGGGCAAGAAUGUCAUCUCCGAGGCGCGACUGAUCAACGGUGGCUUCGCCACGGUCAGCGAUAGCCUCAGCUCCGGCUGGCACUCUCUGCUGCGGAUCGUGGGGCUCACCACGUUGAGCAAGGCCAAUGAGGAGACCAAGGUCGAUUUCGAUGGCCAGCCCCUGUGCGUGAUCAAGACGAGGGAGGACGCGCCCAGGGAGGAGGGCUCUGCCCGCAGCUCAGCCACCGAUACCCAAGAUGAGGAGGAGGCCAUUAACUGCAUUGUGGUGCUGAAGAAGGAACCGGACCUUGAGCUGCCUACUCAAUAUCAAAGCCAACAAUAUUGGUACCCACAAUCGGCAGUAGUUCCUUCAGGGGAAGAAGCAGCCGUAAAAGAGCAAGCGGAGGAAGUGGAGGAGCAAGCGGAGGAAGUGGAAGAGCAAACGGAGGUGGAGGUAACCAGCGAGACUCCCCAGAGAUCUAGGUCCAAGUCGAAGAAACAUAAUAUUAGCAGUGAAUCCACGGCUGAUAGCUCCGAGGAUCACUCCGACCUGCCACGCCAAUAUGGAGCUGGCUAUCCACCACCACCACCACCCCGCAAUACGGAGCCUAUUCACCUUAUGGUGGUUAUCCAUACAGCCCCCUGCAGUCUUAUGGUUCACAGUCCUAUCCCCCCUAUGGACAGUCGCUGUCUCCCUUUCCGCCACAGCAGCCCUUUGGUUCGCAGCAACCCUUCGGUCCGCAGCCACCCUUUGGUCAACCACAACCAUUCGGUGGGCAGACGCCAAUCGGAAGUCCUUACUACCCCCAGCCAUACUAUGGUCAACCCUCGCCCAAUCCUUAUGGUCCCUACUCCUACUUCGAACAGCCCCAAGCCACAAAUGAGACGCCGGAGGCCGAUGAUGAUCAGGACGAAAACGAGGACUCCUAUGAGGCGGAAGAUGAAGAUCUAUACGGCUAUGAUAAAAAAUCUAUGA